Equus quagga is the source of this 2052-nucleotide messenger RNA. RefSeq names its product vigilin-like. Gene Ontology annotation, cellular component: cytoplasm; nucleus. The record is from RefSeq and is a predicted model, not a curated record. NCBI's taxonomy places the organism in Eukaryota, Metazoa, Chordata, Mammalia, Perissodactyla, Equidae. Gene Ontology annotation, molecular function: mRNA binding.
AUGUACAAAGAUAAAUUCAGUCAACUCCUAGAGGAAACAAAUUGGUUGGAAAAUGCUCAGGAACCUGCUGAAUUCUUCAGAAUUAAUAGCCAGCCUAUCACAACCUCAGUCACCACUCAAGUCUUUCAAGUGCCUCUGGAGGAGAAACAGUAUGUCACCAGGACUGGAGGAGAAAUACAAGACUUGGAAGAAAAAGAUGCAACCAACAUACAGAACUUAGGCCCAGAUAAUCACAACAACUGGAUUAAGACUGUUGGCACCAAAGAGGUCAUGAAGAAGGAUUUACAUGAAGUCUUAGAAACAGAGUCACACAUCCAUUUUCUGCCACCUAGUGUCAAUCAGACACAAGUGGGCUUUACUGAAAAAAAGCAACAGCUUAGUCAGGCUCAGGCUUGUGUAAAGGAGACUUUUGAGAGUAUUAAAAAGAAAACCACACUCAUAGAUGUGGAGAUGAAAUUUCAUCACAAGGGUACCAUAGAUCCCAAGAGAAAUUCUGUCCAGGUGAACUUGGAAAGCACUGGAAUUUCAAUAGAGAUCUUACCAUUAGAGAGCAUGUCAGAUUCUGUGACAGAGCAAGGUGAGCCUGGAAGCUUAAGGAAGGCAUUUGCCAAAGCUAGUUUGAAAACCAAGGUUUACACUGUUUCCUCUAUCUUUGUACCUUCCUGGCUUUACAGAUUUAUCAUUGGUAAGAAAGGUUGUAAUAUAUCCAAAAUCACCCAGAGCGUGCCACAAGUUCACAUCGAAUUUAUUGAAGGAGAUAAAAUAACAAUAAAAGGACAAAAAGAAGAUUUAAAUUAUGUACAAGAACAAAUUGAGGUCAUAGGCAAAGAUACAAUUAACAGGAUGGAUUAUGCAGAAAUCAAUGUUGACUAAAAGUUUCAGAAACAUUUGAUAGGGAAGAAUGGUGCUAUCGUAAAGCAAAUUAAAGAGAGGAAUAAAGUUUCUGUGCUAAUUUAUAAAAAUGAAAAGAACAACUUGAUUAGAAUUGAGGGGGAAUCUGAGGGUGUCCAACAAGCCAAGAGAGAACUUCUAGAACUUGCUGGUCAUUUAGAAAACGAGCACAGCAAAGACUUAAUAAUUCCAAGGAUUCACUCCGCAAUCAUUGGGAGGAAAGGUGAACGGAUCCAUGACAUCCAGAAGAAAUUCCCUGAGGUGAUGAUUCAUUUUCCUGACCUAGCACAAAAAAGUGACACAGUCCAACUUAGAGGGCCAAAACAUGAAAUAGAAAAAUGCACACAAUAUUUGGAGAAUGUGGUGACAGGCAUUGUAGAGAGUAGCUAUUCCGUAACUAUUCCCAACUUUAAAAAGCCUCACAGAAAUGUCAAUGGAAGAGGAGGUGCAAACAUAAAAAAAAUCUGUGCAGCAAGCAACACCAAAAGUAAUCCUCCAUCGGCAAGUGGCUACUCAGAAGAUAUUGUCAUCAGUGGAAAACCUGCAAACUGUGAAGUAGCUUCUAACUGGAUUCUUCCAACUCAGAAACAUAUAACCAAUAGUCCAGAGGUAGAAAUUUCUAUUCCUUCCAAUCUACACAAGUCUCUUACCAAUUCUAAAGACUGUUUGAUUGGUGCAAUCAUGCAAGAAUGUGGAAGGAUCCACAUCCACUUUCCAAAAAUGGACUCAGGCCUUCGAAGAGUCAUUAUUAGAGGCCCUGCCCAUAGUGUUGAAAAGGCCAAGACAAAACUGCUACAACUAGCAGAAGAAGAGCAAACCAAGAGUCAUACUGUAAUUCUCCACGUCAAACCACAGUAUCACAAAUUCCUCAUGAAUAAAAAUGGUGGCAAUGUUUCCAAAGUCUGUAAUGAGACUGGAGCGCACAUCAUUUUCCCUAUCCCUGAGGACAAGGAUCAAGAAUUGUUAACUAUUAAAGGAACAGAGAAGGCUGUCAAAGAUGCACAAAAGGGACUAGUGGCACUAAUUACAAAUCUAGAUAACAUUGUAGAGGAGGACAUACUGAUAAAUCCUGUUUACCACCACCAUUUUUUCAAGAGAAGAGGCCCGAUUUUUCAGCAGAUGACUGAUGAGUGUGGUGGUGUUAGUAUUAACUAUUCAUAG